Talaromyces amestolkiae is the source of this 1452-nucleotide messenger RNA. RefSeq lists its product as uncharacterized. Bases 1 to 1452 code for a protein of 483 amino acids. The transcript is spliced from 7 exons. The record is from RefSeq and is a predicted model, not a curated record. Lineage: Eukaryota; Fungi; Ascomycota; Eurotiomycetes; Eurotiales; Trichocomaceae.
AUGAGUCUGAAGAAAGCAAGGAUGGCUCAAUCUAUCUUCGCCUCGUCCCUUUUGUUAUGGGGUGCGGCAGCUGCGACGCUGACAUUUACUGUUCCAUCGUCGCCGCCAUCCAAUUCAAGUAAACAAUUAUCAGCAGCCCCUGUCGGUGUCUCGCUCGAAUUCUUUACCUUUCCGGCGUACAUGGACAAUGUUACGGCAACCACCACCUGUCUUGAGAACCUGAAAGACUUGACGGGAACAUGGCCGCCUCUUCGAAUUGGAGGCACAACCCAGGACCGUGCCACGUAUGACCCGUCAUUGACCCAGGCAGUCAGCUAUACCGUUGCUAGCGCGACCGAUGCCCCGACCUCCCUCACUUAUGGGCCAUCGUUCAUUUCACUGGCCGCAAGCUACGGCGGAGAAAUAAUUCUUGGUCUCAACCGUCGUCUAAAUAAUAUCUCCAACACUAUUUCUGCAGCAGAGCUUGCUCAAAGCCAAGCGACUAGACUGUAUGCCAUUGAGCUAGGCAAUGAGCCAAACUUCUACACGAGCAGUGAUCCCAUUGCUGGCGGUGCAUCUUGGACUGCUGCAGCUGACUAUGCCUCCGAGGUUCAAUGGCAGGAUGAAGUCUGCGGGAAUUUGUCCGUAACAGAUAGAAUAUCGGCCGGAGUAUUCUUUGGCACUUCUCCCAUGAGCAUAGCCGGAUUGACUGCGGUUGAAGGAACUGCGAACAACUACGUCAAGACAUAUUGCUCACACAACUAUCCCCAGUCAGCCAGCACGGCCAACUUGGCCACUCUUAUGGGACAUAGUAGUAUCAAGUCUCAGAUCAGUGGAUUCCCAUCAGAGAUUACUGCAGCUGCCAAUUUGGGUAAACCACAUAUUUUCGGCGAAACAAAUUCUGCAACCCAAGGUGGAGGCGGCAUCAGCCCGACAUUUGGAGCAGCCCUUUGGAUUUUGGACUACGUUAUGCAGACCGUGAUUCUGGGCACACAGGCUCUCUACUUCCAUCAAGGCACUAUCGGAAACUGUCAGUACUGUUGGUGGGGAAGAUACGACAUGGGCGCUCCCUACUACGGUGCUUAUUUCGCAACCAUGGCCCUAGCCGGCGCCGACUACAUCGCACCACUAGACAGCCAAACUACGGCUUAUGCAGCAUAUGCGAUUUACAGCUCUGAAUCACCCGUCAAGGUCCUACUGUAUAACUCCGACUACUAUACCACCGGAACACGUUCGUCGCAGACGUUCGUUCUUUCGGGCCUCUCUGCGUCGACCGUCACUGCAAAGCGUCUCACGGCUCCGUAUGCCACGUCCCGAGUUGACCAGGGUAGCAAUCCGACUGUUGCUGGCCAGACAUUCGCGAAUGGAACCUGCGUCAUUCAAGGUACACAGACUGUUGAGACGGCUACUGUCUCUAGUGCGAAGGCGACUUUCACCGUGUCGGCUUCUGAGGCUCUCCUAGUCUAUUUAUAG